GAUGAACAAGGCGAUUAUUUAUCAACAAAGUGAAAUCCUUGUUUAGUGGGAUUCUCAUUCUCUUCCCACCACUCACACACAAACCAAAUACUAGUAGCUCUCAUAUUCUUUCUUUCUUUGCACAUUUCUUUAUAGUUUUGGUUCAUCAUCUUUUUUAUUAUUUGUUUAUUCUAAAAAGUAGUCAUCGGUGUUUCCCUUUUGGGUCCUAUUGCUCAUUGCCACGUGGGUCCCUGGCACCCAACUCACUUGAUCUUGACACUCAUCAUAGUGACAACAAUAAAGUUGUUUUUCCCUCUUCAACUGCCUCUCUCUCCUUUCAAUGUUCAUGGUGGUGUGUGCAGCGCGCUAAACUAGUUGGAUUCGAACUUGGAGAUCAAAGAAGUUUAUAUGUUUCGCCAAAAUUUGAGCAGGGGACCUCUCAAAAUAUUGACGAGGUGGCUCAUAUUCCUUACUAUCUUACAAGUCAGUUGUGCUAUCAAAGAUCCUGAUGUAGAAGGUGAAGCUCUGCUUGAUCUUUUGCAUUUCCUCAAUGAUUCCAAUAAGCAAAUAACGGACUGGGACAGUUUUUUAGUGAGCCCGUGCUUCAGUUGGUCUCAUGUCACUUGUAGAAACGGGCAUGUCAUAUCCCUGGCCUUGGCUUCAGUUGGAUUUUCUGGAACGCUUUCUCCCUCAAUUAUCAAAUUGAAGUAUUUGUCUAGCUUAGAAUUGCAGAACAACAACCUUUCUGGACCCUUGCCUGAUUACAUUUCCAACUUGACAGAGCUACAAUAUCUAAAUCUUGCUGACAACAAUUUUAAUGGUUCUAUACCAGCUAAAUGGGGUGAAGUACCCAAUCUAAAGCAUCUGGAUCUUUCAUCUAAUGGUCUUACGGGAAGCAUCCCAAAGCAACUCUUUUCAGUUCCAUUGUUUAACUUUACAGAUACGCAACUUCAGUGUGGCCCUGGCUUCGAGCAGCCUUGCGCUUCUAAAUCUGAAAAUCCAGCUUCAGCUCACAAAUCAAAAUUGGCAAAAAUUGUACGUUAUGCAAGUUGUGGUGCAUUUGCACUUCUGUGUCUUGGGGCUAUCUUUACGUAUCGACAACAUCAAAAGCAUAGGCGAAAAAUUGAUGUCUUUGUUGAUGUUUCAGGUGAAGACGAGAGAAAGAUUUCUUUCGGGCAAUUGAGAAGAUUUUCUUGGCGUGAACUUCAACUUGCCACUAAAAAUUUCAGUGAAGGCAAUGUAAUUGGUCAGGGUGGCUUUGGAAAAGUGUACAAAGGAGUACUCUCUGAUAACACAAAAGUCGCUGUGAAACGCCUCAUUGAUUAUCACAAUCCUGGUGGAGAGGCUGCAUUCGAGAGAGAAGUUCAACUAAUAAGUGUUGCAGUUCAUAGAAACCUCCUAAGACUAAUUGGCUUCUGCACAACCACAACUGAAAGAAUCCUUGUAUACCCUUUCAUGGAAAAUCUUAGUGUAGCAUAUCGACUGAGAGAUUUAAAACCUGGUGAGAAAGGCUUGGACUGGCCAACAAGGAAACGCGUGGCUUUUGGCACUGCCCAUGGUUUGGAGUAUUUACAUGAGCAAUGCAAUCCCAAGAUAAUACAUCGUGAUCUAAAGGCUGCAAAUAUCCUACUAGAUGAUGAAUUUGAAGCUGUUCUAGGUGAUUUUGGGCUAGCCAAGCUGGUUGAUGCAAGGAUGACUCAUGUCACCACUCAAGUUAGGGGCACAAUGGGUCACAUUGCCCCAGAGUAUUUGUCCACUGGAAAAUCUUCAGAAAAGACUGAUGUUUUUGGAUAUGGCAUAACACUUCUUGAACUUGUCACCGGUGAGCGUGCAUUAGACCUCUCUCGGCUUGAAGAGGACGAGGAUGUUCUUCUGAUUGAUUAUGUGAAAAAGCUGCUGAGAGAGAAAAGGUUGGAGGACAUUGUUGAUAGAAAUUUGGAGAGUUAUGAUCCAAAGGAAGUUGAGACGAUUCUACAGGUUGCAUUGCUUUGCACCCAAGGCUAUCCCGAGGAUCGUCCAACCAUGUCAGAGGUGGUGAAAAUGCUGCAGGGAGUUGGCUUGGCAGAUAGAUGGGCUGACUGGCAGCAACUUGAAGAGGCUAGGAAUCAAGAAUUCUCACUCAUGACUCACCAAUUUGUUUGGAAUGAUGAGUCUACUCUUGAUCAAGAAGCCAUACAGCUUUCCAGAGCAAGAUAAGCAGAGCUGGAGAGUCAAUUUUGAAAUUUGGUUGCUUGGUAUGGCAUAGAAUAUAACAUAUACUGAUAUACUAUACUUAUGUGUAAUUUAAUGUUCUCUAAAGAAAAAUGUAUAAUUAACUAAAAAAGCCUGUGUUUAUAUAAUGCUGGAUGUACGAUGGAAAAGAAAGGAAAGGAAUGAGGGGGAUUUGGCACAGGCAAACAUAUUCGAACAGGAGAAAAUUUAGGUUGCAAAUGUAUAUAUCACAACUGUGUUGCUUUUGUAACCAUGGAAAUUAAUGGCUUGUGCUUGCAAAGUUGCUAUAAUCUUUC
Messenger RNA from Glycine soja, 2486 nucleotides. Its product is annotated as probable LRR receptor-like serine/threonine-protein kinase At5g63710. Gene Ontology annotation, molecular function: protein binding; protein kinase activity; ATP binding. Bases 388 to 2175 code for a protein of 595 amino acids. Gene Ontology annotation, biological process: protein phosphorylation. The record is from RefSeq and is a predicted model, not a curated record. Lineage: Eukaryota; Viridiplantae; Streptophyta; Magnoliopsida; Fabales; Fabaceae. The transcript has 11 exons.